Messenger RNA from Planococcus citri (citrus mealybug), 1577 nucleotides. RefSeq lists its product as uncharacterized. Lineage: Eukaryota; Metazoa; Arthropoda; Insecta; Hemiptera; Pseudococcidae. The coding region runs from base 225 to 791 and encodes 188 amino acids. The record is from RefSeq and is a predicted model, not a curated record. The transcript is spliced from 6 exons.
CAGUCCUCAUUCUGUGAGUUGAUGUGCUUGUUAAAAGUAGUGAUUUUGCUCUUUACAAAUAUCUUCUCGGAGUUCAUAAGCUCGUGACAUUCGCUCGUAUCACAUAUUGCACUCAGCUUUCUUGAUUUUUACCCCCAAUUUUAAUUCACCAAAGUUCUUACGAAAUUUUACUCGUAUUUGAGUUUUUUUAUUUUAUUUGAAAAUCAGAAUAAGUAAUUGCACUCAUGAAUGUGUUGCUGGUGAUAUCAAUGUUUGCAGCCUCAUCUUGGGGUUUGAAAUUUUCUUUCACAAAUGAUACUGAGUUGGAAAUUUUUCGACGUCAAACAUUGAUAAUGAAUUGUUCCAGUGACGAAGAAAUAGAAUGGCUCAUUCCAGACGAUAGUAAUGCAUUGAUAAAAAACGUUUCAAGUUAUGAGUCGAGUAUUGUAAUCAACCAGACCAAGAAAUGUGAUAGUGGAGACUACAUAUGUAGACCUAAAAACAACGUUAAUGAGUUCGCUCGGAUACGCAUCCAUGUUACAGGAUUGCGAUACACGUUCAAGAACGGGGCCAGUAUAACGGUACAGACCGGUCAAAAAUUAAACUUCAGCUGUUCAGAUCAAGGAGGAGUGGACUGGAGCACUCCAAAUAAAAGUUCGGUAUCAGUCGAGAAAAUUUCUUUGUACGAAGAAAGCAUUAUAUCAAACGGAGCAGUUCCAUUCGAUAGUGGCGAUUACGUAUGCGCAUCGAAGACAAACCCACGUGAACGUGCUGGGUUCUCCCUCUAUGUCAGUAGCAAGCGUGUCUCAUGAAUGUAUACAGAUACCUGAAGAAUAUGAUGCAUUUCCAUUAAUUGCUACGAAUGGAUAUACUCAUACCAUCAUGUUACUUCAAAUUACUUAAUCAUUCAUUUGUUUACGUGUACCAACUAAAAUAUAGAAGAUUAAGCAGUGCAAAUCGAUUUUAAGCAACGUUUCUUUAUAAAAUUGAACUUCUGUUAAGUAGGUAUAGUACUUGAAGAUCUCAGCAAAUGUGGGUAUAAUGAAUACCUAUUGUAAUUUUAAGAAUGUAAAUUUCGAUUUGAACUGUACUACAUAUCUUACAAUGUAGGUAACUUGUUUUCUCAGUACUAUUUUUUGUUUGAAAAAUUGUACUAAAGCAUGGCUGGGUGUAAAAAAGGGAAAAUUAACUCGAUCCAUGAAAUCAAAAUGAUUCAGGAUAGACUUUUGGAAAGAAAUAUUGUUUAUUGCAAGUUGAUACGGUUAUUUUAUUCUUGGGGAAAUAAUUAAUCUGAUUUCAUGGGUGAAAUUUCACCUAAUGUAGCGUUCUAUGGGGUUAAUAUGCUGAAGAAGUUGGGUACCAAUAAUUCAAUUUCAUUAUAUCGAAUAACUGUGUACUUAUAGUCAUUAAUGUAUACCUUAAUCGCGAGUAAGCUAAAUGUUACUAAGUAUUUGUAGCAGAUCGCUUUCUUCUUUUGUUCCCUCAAAAUAGGUACAUAAAUUAUUGGGUAAACAGAUUAAUAAUAUUUCGUUGAAAUUGUUUCAUCUAUAGUUACGUAUGUAUUAUUAGGUACAAAUUAUUUUUUAAUUAAAAUUAUG